CCACAACUUGCCCCUACCCAUAGUUUCUUGGCAAUUCUUUAAUUUUUAAACCAUGCAAAGUCUGGAUAGGAAACUGAGUCAUAAUAGAUUCUACCAAAAGUCAAAAGCAUCUAGAUAGUCGUGCGAAGCUAAGGCGGUGAAUUUUCUGGGUAAGUAUUUCCGACCUUCCCCGCUGUCCCAGAGAAUAUGUACUCCUAGAAUGAGUCAGCUAGCUAUCGGUGGGGUACUGAAGAAAGACUCCAUUCUUUCUAUGCCUCGAUUGAAAUUUCCGCCAGGUUCCAAGUUGGUCUUGGGCAGAUACCUGGCUUUUAACCAAGGCUCGUAAAUUCUACAUCGAGCUUUAUACUUACUAUAGCGAGCCUCUCGACCUGCCACCAUGCCCACCGUUCAUCUGCUCGACUAUGUCGCUGGGAAUGUCCGUUCGCUGGUGAAUGCAAUCAACAAAGUCGGGUAUGAUGUUGAAUGGAUCAAAACACCCGAAGACCUGGAGAAUGCGGAGAAACUUAUACUGCCUGGAGUUGGCCAUUUUGGCCAUUGCCUUUCUCAACUCUCGGAGGGUGGAUAUUUGGAACCCAUAAGACAGCACAUAGAUUCUGGGAAACCUUUUAUGGGGAUCUGCGUCGGCUUACAGGCAUUGUUUGAAGGAUCCGAGGAGGAUCCUGACGUUCCUGGGCUGGGGUUGGUGCGAAAACGUAUGCAAAAGUUCGAUAACAAUACGAAAAGUGUACCUCACAUAGGUUGGAAUUCUGCCAUGAACACCACUGCUGGGUCUUCAGGAGCUCAAAGCUUCUGUGGAUUGAACCCAGGCAGCAAGUAUUAUUACGUGCACUCUUAUGCAGCACUCUACACACCUGGUGUUCUGGAGAAAGAUGGCUGGUCGAUUGCUACAGCUACAUAUGGCGAUGAAGAAUUCAUAGGCGCGAUAGCAAAGGGGAAUAUUUUUGCUACGCAAUUCCACCCGGAGAAGAGCGGACAGGCCGGCUUGCGGACUAUCCGUGCUUUUUUGAAUGGUAACCAAGCCCAACCUCUUUCAUCAGAUAUUUCAAUCUCCGGCGAAAAGAAAGAUGGCUUGACUUGCAGGGUUAUUGCUUGUCUCGAUGUCCGCACAAAUGAUUCCGGUGAUCUCGUCGUCACAAAGGGUGAUCAAUAUGACGUACGCGAAAAAGAUGGCAUAGAUUCUGGAGGCCAGGUAAGGAACUUGGGAAAGCCAGUUGAUAUGGCUAAAAAGUAUUACGAGCAAGGGGCAGAUGAAGUGACAUUUCUGAAUAUAACAUCAUUCAGAAAUUGCCCACUGGCAGACACGCCUAUGCUGGAAAUAUUGAAAAGAGCAUCAGAAACUGUCUUUGUACCUCUCACUAUUGGGGGCGGAAUAAAAGAUACUAUUGAUCCUGACGGCACCUACAUUUCGGCUCUUGACGUCGCCACUACGUAUUUCAAAUCUGGAGCGGAUAAAGUCAGCAUUGGCUCAGAUGCUGUUAUUGCAGCUGAGCAAUAUUAUGAGGCAGGUGAAAAGCUGUCAGGAAAAACCGCCAUAGAAACAAUAUCUAGUGCAUAUGGAAAUCAAGCUGUGGUUGUGAGCGUCGACCCUAGACGCGUAUACGUUAACUCCCCGGAAGAUACCAACCAUCAUACCAUCAAGACGCAGUAUCAAAAUGCUGAAGGGCAAAGAUUUUGUUGGUACCAAUGCACCAUCAAAGGUGGAAGAGAGGCCCGGGACCUGGAUGUUCGGCAGUUAGCGAAAGCUGUCGAGGCAAUGGGUGCCGGAGAACUACUCUUAAAUUGCAUUGACAAAGACGGAAGUAACAGUGGGUUCGAUCUUGAACUAAUUAACGAUGUCAAGGCCGCCAUCAAAAUCCCGGUCAUUGCCUCCAGUGGGGCCGGAAACCCUGAACAUUUUGCAGAGGUUUUUGAGAGCACCACUACAGAUGCGGCACUGGGCGCUGGCAUGUUUCACCGUGGUGAAUACACUGUUAGCGACGUCAAGGACUAUUUAAAUGACAAAGGGUUUCUGGUCCGCAAGCUUGACACUGACAUCUAGAUAGAUUGGUAGUGUGUAAAUACUAAAAGCACUUUUAAUAAAUCAGGUGCGGUUUAUC
Messenger RNA from Aspergillus alliaceus, 2096 nucleotides. RefSeq names its product imidazoleglycerol-phosphate synthase. The transcript is spliced from 3 exons. Bases 377 to 2038 code for a protein of 553 amino acids. Gene Ontology annotation, biological process: L-histidine biosynthetic process. Lineage: Eukaryota; Fungi; Ascomycota; Eurotiomycetes; Eurotiales; Aspergillaceae. Gene Ontology annotation, molecular function: oxo-acid-lyase activity; imidazoleglycerol-phosphate synthase activity. The record is from RefSeq and is a predicted model, not a curated record.